Molecule: messenger RNA, 333 nt
Organism: Lactuca saligna
Lineage: Eukaryota; Viridiplantae; Streptophyta; Magnoliopsida; Asterales; Asteraceae
Source: the annotation of a GenBank genome assembly
AUGCACAAACUAUUUGCAACUAACGACAACCGGCCUCUUAAGAUGGUAUUCGACAUAAAUACUAACAUGUUGAUUGGGGAGGUAUACAAAUGUUUCAUUUGGGAUGUUGGGAGCUAUAUGAGGCGGGACAUCGGUUUUGAUAAAGACACAUGGACAGACGUUUCUGAAGCCGAAAGGGUUGGAAUGUUGCAGUAUCUUUCGGAUGUUGAUGUGAAUGUUUUUCUUCAAACCCCGACAUUUGUAAUGACCAUUGGAGACAUUAUCCGCUCCUUUAAAAACCAAAUCAACGACGAGGAAAACAAUGAUGGGGAAGACGAAGACGAAGACAUAUAA